Messenger RNA from Diospyros lotus (date-plum), 4140 nucleotides. RefSeq names its product DNA mismatch repair protein MSH1, mitochondrial. Gene Ontology annotation, molecular function: mismatched DNA binding; ATP-dependent DNA damage sensor activity; ATP binding. The record is from RefSeq and is a predicted model, not a curated record. Gene Ontology annotation, cellular component: nucleus. Bases 106 to 3558 code for a protein of 1150 amino acids. Lineage: Eukaryota; Viridiplantae; Streptophyta; Magnoliopsida; Ericales; Ebenaceae. The transcript is spliced from 22 exons. Gene Ontology annotation, biological process: mismatch repair.
AGCUGGAUAGUCACUUAAAAAUGGCGGUCUCGCCGUGAACUCUUCUCUAUUGCUGUCGGGCAGCGAACUCUUCUUCCUCACUCCCCCCCUAAUCUCUGUCUCUCCAUGUACUGGUUAGCAUCCAAGACCCUUGUCUCGGUCCCUCGAUGGCGCUCUCUCUCUCUUCUCCUUCGUUACCCCCGUUAUCGGGGUGCAUUUGCUUCCUCUCUUCCUCCAAUCAAACACUGUGUACAAAUCCAUUGCUGCAAAGAGCGAAAGGGUUUGAAAGGGAAUACAAAAGCAACCAAGAAACUUAAAGAAAUGAACAAUGCCCUUGAUGAUAAGGAUCAAACUCACAUUUUAUGGUGGAAGGAGAGAAUGCAGUUAUGCAGAAAGCCUUCUACUGUCCAACUAAUCAAACGGCUCAUAUUUUCCAAUUUACUAGGUCUGGAUGUUAACUUGAAAAGUGGAAGUUUAAAAGAAGGAUCACUUAAUUGGGAGAUUCUGCAGUUCAAGUCAAGAUUUCCGCGCGAAGUUUUGCUCUGUAGAGUUGGGGAUUUUUAUGAAGCUAUAGGGAUUGAUGCUUGCAUUCUAGUGGAGUAUGCUGGUUUGAAUCCUUUUGGUGGGAUGCGUUCAGACAGUAUUCCAAGAGCUGGUUGUCCUGUUAUGAAUCUUCGACAGACUUUGGAUGAUCUCACACGUAAUGGAUAUUCAGUUUGUGUAGUGGAGGAAGUCCAAGGUCCAACCCAAGCUCGUUCUCGUAAAGGGCGUUUUAUAUCUGGGCAUGCACAUCCAGGUAGUCCUUAUGUAUUUGGGCUUGUUGGCAUUGAUCAUGAUCUUGACUUUCCAGAGCCAAUGCCUGUAGUUGGAAUAUCUCACUCUGCCAAGGGGUAUUACAUAAUCUCAGUUCUAGAGACUAUGAAGACCUAUUCUGCAGAGGAUGGUCUGACUGAAGAAGCAUUAGUUACCAAACUUCGAACUUGUCACUGCCAUCAUUUGUUUCUGCAUGCUUCAUUGAAACACAACUUGUCAGGGACUUGUCACUGGGGGGAGUUUGGUAAGGGAGGAUUAUUGUGGGGAGAGUGUAGUGCCAGGCACUUUGAAUGGUUUGAAGGCAAUCCUGUCAACGAGCUGUUGUCAAAGGUAAAGGAGUUGUAUGGUCUUGCGGAUGAAGUCACAUUUAGGAAUGUAACUGUUGCAUCGGAAGACAGGCCCUGUCCUUUACACUUAGGAACAGCCACGCAAAUUGGUGCUAUAAAAACAGAGGGAAUUCCUUCUUUGUUGAAGGUGUUGCUUCCAUCCAAUUGCACUGGUCUUCCCGUUCUGUAUAUGCGAGAUAUUAUUUUGAAUCCUCCUGCCUAUGAGACUGCAUCCAUGAUUCAAGCAAUAUGCAGACUUAUGAGCAAUGUAAAAUGCUCGAUUCCGGAGUUUACUUGUGUUUCAUCUGCAAAGCUUGUGAAGCUGCUUGAGUUGAGGGAGGCCAACCAUAUUGAGUUUUGCAAAAUCAGAAGUGUGCUUGAUGAGAUAUUGCAUAUGCAUAAAAUCUCUGAGCUCAGGGAAAUCCUGAAAUUAUUAAUGGAUCCCACAUGGAUAGCAACUGGGUUGAAAAUUGACUUUGAAAACUUUGUGAGUGACUGUGAAUGGGCUUCAUGUAGAAUUGGUGAAAUGAUUUACUUAGACGGUGAAAGUGAUCAAAAGAUAAGCUCUUUUUCUAUCGUACCAAGUGACUUCUUUGAGGACAUUGAGUCUUCAUGGAAAGGUCGUGUCAGAAAGAUUCAUUUGGAGGAAGUGUAUGAGGAAGUGGAAAAGGCAGCUGGGGCACUAUCAUUAGCUGUUACUGAAGAUUUCCUCCCCAUUAUCUCAAGAAUAAAAGCUUCCAUAGCUCCACUUGGUGGACCAAAGGGAGAAAUAUUGUAUGCUCGAGAACAUCAAGCUAUUUGGUUUAAGGGAAAACGGUUUUCUCCAGCUGUAUGGGCUGGUACCCCAGGAGAAGAACAAAUUAAACAGCUCAGACCUGCUGUGGAUUCAAAGGGUCGAAAAGUUGGAGAGGAAUGGUUUACCACUGUGAAAGUGGAGGAUGCACUAGCAAGGUACCAUGAAGCAAGUUCCAAGGCAAAGGCAAAGGUCUUGGAAUUGCUGAGGGCACUUUCUGCUGAAUUACAAGCAAAAAUCAAUGUCCUUGUCUUUGCAUCUACGUUACUUGUCAUUGCCAAGGCGUUAUUUGCUCAUGUGAGUGAAGGCAGAAGAAGAAAAUGGGUUUUUCCUACUCUUGCACAAUUCUCUUGUCAGUCUAAGGAUGUAGGACCUCGGGACCUAGCUGAUGAGAUGAAGAUAACUGGUUUAUCACCGUAUUGGCUUGAUGUUGCACAAGGAAACGCCGUACUAAAUACAGUGAAUAUGCAAUCACUGUUUCUCUUGACAGGACCAAAUGGUGGUGGUAAAUCAAGCUUGCUUCGAUCAAUUUGUGCAGCUGCAUUACUUGGGAUCUGUGGACUAAUGGUACCUGCAGAAUCAGCAUUGAUUCCUCAUUUUGACUCCAUUAUGCUGCACAUGAAAUCAUAUGACAGCCCUGCUGAUGGCAAAAGUUCAUUUCAGAUUGAAAUGUCUGAGGUACGGUCUAUAAUAACUAGAGCCACUUCAAGGAGUCUUGUGCUUGUGGAUGAAAUAUGCAGGGGAACAGAAACAGCCAAGGGGACAUGUAUUGCUGGCAGCAUUGUGGAAACUCUUGAUAAAAUUGGUUGUCUUGGAAUUGUAUCGACCCACUUGCAUGGAAUCUUUGACUUACCUCUAUCAAUAAAGAACACUGCAUAUAAGUCAAUGGCAACAGAAUAUAUUGAUGGGCAAACAAAACCAACAUGGAAGCUGGUAGAUGGGAUCUGCAAAGAAAGCCUUGCAUUUGAAACAGCUAAAAGGGAAGGAAUUCCUGAAACAAUUAUCCAAAGGGCACAAGAGCUGUAUUUUUCCGUUUAUGCAAAAGAUAUGCUUUUGGGAAGGAAUGAUAAACAACUAGAUUGUUUUUCUUCUAAAUCGAGUAUUAAUGGUUCCCCAACUGUUAAUAUUAACGGUUUGAAUGAAGCCGACAAUCAAUCUAACAGUAUCCAUAAAAAGGCAGUCAGCCACAAGGUUGGGUCAACAAAUGGAAUGGAGAUUGUAAGAAAGAAAGUUGAGAGUGCAAUCACUAUAAUCUGUCAGAAAAAACUGAUUGAGGUCUACAAGAAGAAAAAUGUAUUAGAGCUUGAGGUAAAUUGUGUUGCAAUUGAUGCUAGGGAACUGCCACCUCCAUCAACAAUUGGUGCUUCAAGUGUUUAUGUGAUGCUUAGACCUGACAAAAAACUAUAUGUUGGACAGACUGAUGAUCUUGAGGGUCGAAUUCAUGCUCAUCGUUCCAAGGAUGGAAUGCAGAGUGCUUCUUUCCUUUAUCUAUUGGUGCCUGGCAAGAGCAUGGCUUGCCAACUGGAAACUCUUCUCAUCAACCAACUUCUUAAUCAAGGUUUCCAACUGACAAAUGUGGUUGAUGGUAAGCAUCGAAAUUUUGGCACUUCUGAUCUCUCGUUGGAAAGUGCAACUUUGCAUAGAUGAACUCACACAUCUCAGUAGCCAAGAUGUGUAAGGUGCAGAGCUAUUCGAUAUGAAAUAGCAUUGCAGUUAUGAUCUUUCGGUUAGGUAGCAUUGUAAAUUAAGGACAACUGGUUGUGGAUGCCAAACUUGCUGUGGCUACAAAAGUUUUGGUUUAAUGUUAGUGCUCCACUGCAGCAUACCGUCACGGCCUCUUGCCAAAGGGUGUUCUUGUUGAUUGGCAUCUUCAAAUCCAUUGCAUGAUAGAGAAAUUUAUGGAAGAAAAUCUUUUAGCAAAUUUUCCUUUUUGUUUGUUCUUCAGUCUUUUGGGACGAGUUUGGGUAAGUUUACUUUGUGGAAACACAUGUUAGCGAGUCUUCUAAGUGACAACUUAUGCAUUGAAAUGCUGGUGGUAGAGUAUCCAUUGUGUUAGGAGUGAGUGAAACUGCUGUUGUAACUAGUAAAACCUUGCUUGAAGUAGGGGUCACUCAAAAUUGGUCUGGAUCAAAAAGCUGGACCGUUCCAGUCCGGGACCAAACCUUGCCGGUCCGGUUUUCAAUCCCCAUGUUGAUUUUUUUUCAAUUUCUGGUUCGGACCAAAAAUUGA